CAUGGAACGCGGUCUGAGGAUAUGAGUGACCCACGUGUCGGCUCCAUGGUUGCUGGUAGUUUCAUCCAUUUCGCCGGCACCGCCUGAGGGAACGGGCGGCUGGGGACAGUGGCCGGCUCCUGGGACCUCCAUCCCCCAAUGAGGCCGCUCCAUCCCCGUGGUGUUAGUGGUCGGCGAGGUCAGGAGUGCCGCCCGGGUACCUGCAUCAGGUUGAAGCUUUAAUGGGGAAUGACAAAAUUUCGCUUUCUUUUCUGCAAUGUCUGGACAGAACUGUUUUGGACCUCUUGUACUUUUGCAAGGAAGAAAAUUUAGGAUAAACAACACAUACUGAAUUUGCCACCUAGGUUGCCAGAAGAGGUUGUGAAGCCUAAGAGUGGAAGCACCCCAACUCUCCUCAUCAUUUCAGCAUGGCAAGCGAUGAGGAUGAUCCAAUUAUACAUGAGGUCGAUGUACACCUGGCCAAGAGUCUCGCGGAGAAACUGUACCUGUUCCAGUAUCCUGUGCGUCCAGCCACAAUGAAAUAUGAUGAUGUCACUCAUUUAUCAGCAAGAAUAAAACCUAAGCAACAGAAAGUUGAGCUGGAAAUGGCGAUUGAUACAGUGAGUCCCAACUACUGUCGGAGCAAAGGGGAACAGAUUGCGCUCAAUGUUGAUGGGACCUGUACUGAUGACUCUGGAAGUACCUAUGCAACCAAACUCAUGGACAAACAGAUCUUCUCAUCCAUUCAAUCUGCUGUCAACACCUCCCGAUACGCUGCUGCAAUCUACAGGAAAGGAGAGCUACACAUCACUCCGUUACAUGGAAUACUACAGCUGAGACCAAGUUUCUCCUACCUGGAUAAAGCAGAUGCAAAACACAGGGAGAGAGAAGCUGCAAAUGAAGCUGGUGACUCUUCUCAGGAUGAGGCUGAAGAUGACGUUAAGCAGAUCACUGUUCGUUUCUCACGUCCGGAGAGUGAGCAAGCUCGACAGCGUCGUAUCCAGUCUUACGAGUUCCUGCAGAAGAAACAGGCAGAAGAGCCCUGGUAUCACCUCCAUUACUGUGGUGUGAAGGACAGCCGGUCUGAGCACGAGCGGCAAUAUCUUUUCAGUCAGCUGGCUGGCAUGUUGGAGACAACCGAGUUAACUAAAUCCCCAAGUGAAUAUUUGUCCAUGUUGAUGCCUCUGGUUGAAGAAGAGGAAUCGAAGGUCCCUCUGGCCCCCAGUAAUGUGCUGUCAAUGGCUCAGCUACGAACUCUUCCCCUCGCAGAUCAAGUCAGGACGCUGAUGAAGAAUGUGAAAGUUGUACAGUUUGCAAAUCUGAUGGGCCUUCUAGGAUCAGGAGUUGAUUCCACAGCAGUCCUACGCUGUAUUCAGCAAGUGGCCAUGUUGGUUCAGGGUUGCUGGGUCGUUAAAAGUGAUGUGUUGUAUCCGAAAGAUAGUUGCAGCCCGCACAGUGGAGUUGCAGCUGAAGUGCUGUGUAGAGGAAGGGACUUUGUUAUGUGGAAGUUUACACAAGAUCUGUGGGUCAUACGAAAAGAAGUAGCUGCUGUGAUCAAGCUCCCCCCUGAAGAUGUGAAGGACUUUCUGGAGCAAAUGGCAGUUCCACGUAUCAACAAGGGCUGGGAGUUCCUGCUUCCCCCUGACGCAGAAUUUGCGAAGAAGCAUCCAGAUGUUGUCCAGAGGCAGUACAUGCUUUGGAUGGGGAUUCAGGCCAAAUUAGAGAAAGUGUACAAUCUCUCCAAGGAAGAUGUGAUGCCAAAGAAACCCACCUCUCAAGCAGCAGCUUUGCCAGUGGUGGUGUCUGGGGAGAGGAGGGUGGCCGUGGCCAAAGGGAGAGCACAAGAUAAUCAGACCAUCCUGGAGAACAACUACCAACGCCGAAAGUCUUCCCACGUGGCAGGCACACAAGCUCCCGGGGGCACCCCCCUUCCUAUCAAGAUCAAAGAAGAGCCACUGAGUGAGGAGGAGCCUAUGGACACAACCUCAGGGCUGGGGAGCGAGGCAGCCAAUGGGGUCCACUCAGACGAGAGCUCUCGCGACUCAGCAGAUUUGCCUGUUGAGAGCCGAGGGGCUCGGAGUGAAGUUGUAGCUGCGGAGCUAAAAAAAUUUGUGCAAGGAACUCUCAGGAAACACUAUGUACUCAGUCUAAGUGAGCUGAAACGACUGUUUAACCUGCACUUGGCCAGUCUGCCUCCUGGCCAUAUUUUAUUCAGUGGCAUUUCAGACCGAAUGUUACAGGAGACACUUUUGGACUGUGGAUGCAAACAGAUCUUGGUGCCUUUCCCUCCACAGACAACUGCUUCAGCUGACGAACAGAAGGUGUUUGCACUAUGGGAAGCUGGGGACUCCUUUGAUCAGCAUCGGCAGAUACUCCUUGAAAUUUUUUCAAAAAAUUAUCGUGUGCGUAGGAAUGUCAUCCAGUCUAAACUGGGCCAAGAUUUUGGAGAAAGUCUCAGCAAACCAGAUGUGGAUAAAGUGCUGAAGGACUGCUGUGCAAGUCAUGGUGGAAUGUGGUAUCUUAAAGGGACCCUGCCUUCUUGACAACUGCAGAAUGCUCUGUUCCUACACGAUGACUGUCUUUCGGUUCAGGGCAAUGAGAUGAUGAAUGAAGGUGGAACGCUGGCAUCGCUCCAGAGAUGGGAUAACAGACAAUCAUACCAUACAACACUCAAGCCUUUGACCAUUCAUUGGAACUCAAUGAGAGCCCGAUGAAGUGAUACAUCUACCUAUGUAGGUAAUAAGACCCUAAUUAAUGUUUGCAGCUUAGCAAAUCUGACCUGGAUUUAUUGCUUUUAAUUCCAUAUACAAAAUAAAGUUUUGAUUGGUUCUCAAUAUUCAUUCUCUGCCUCCAGUCAUGAGGAAUCAUGGAAUACAGUUUCAUUUCUUCUGUCAUUUGAAAUCACCUUUAACCCCUGACCUCCUAAAUGCGCUUAAGUUUAUUCCACAGGGUAAGCAAACCAAAGGCUCUGGUUCUGUUCAUUAAAAGAUCAUCUCUUAAAAAGCAAAAUCUAAACUGUUUCAUUAAUAAAAGCUGUAAACUGGCAAUUUCGUAACAUCGUGGAGUGAAAGAGAUUCACCUUAUCUGUUGAAUGUUUUAAUUUGGCAUUUUGCAGUUUUAAUACCAGUGAAUUGUACUGAAUUCCUUUGGUUCCAAGUUACCUUUUUUUGUGUAGCAUAUUAGUGUUUUUUUAAAUUAUAUUCCACAUUGAAAGUCAUUUUGCAGGUGAGAAGUGUAGCACUUGUUCAGUUGCUGCACAGAGAUGAACUCUGUAAAUAAAAUGUUUAAACCAUGGGGUUGCUAUGCCUUUUUAUUUGUGAAGUUUUGUAAGUCUAAACUUUGUGUGUGUGUGUGUAAUGUAUAUUUUCUGCUGUGUAUUGAUCUGCCUGGGAAAUGUAGAAAAGUUCAUGGACUAAGUGUCCGUGCUGCUUCUGUUGGAGAGUGCCUGUUUUAUUACAUACAUUGUUGAUAAAUUUCAAAAUUUUAUUUGCUCCUGUUUGUCACCUAUAAAGUCUGAAACCGUUCCUUGAACCCUUUGUUUCUCAGUUGUUUACUGCAGUCAGUCACAUUUCCCCUGUUUUUUUGUGAUGUCUGACUGUUGCUGACAAAGCCUGAUUGGAUUGUGAUUAAUAACUACUGUUUAUUACAUUGACUAAAUGUAAAUCACUUCUGUAUAAGGUAAAAGAUGUUUGUUUUGUUACUGUUAAACUGCCUUUGUUUAUUCCACCCCACUGCAUUUUAAUGUACCCAGGUGUGGCAGAGCUACAAUCAUGGUGGGACAUAUGAUCUCUUAAGCCUGUGUUGCCAAUCAAUGCUAUUGCAGUUGUUCUAUUCCUUCUCAUCCUUUGUCAAAUAUUGUCAGUUUAGAGAGAGAUGAAUGUGCAUGUUGUUGUGUAUUCACUGCUUUCUGGGAUAUUGAAUUCAAAAGAUUCUCCUCCCUUUUUGUAGUGGGGAGGUCUGUCCCUUAGAAACUGUGACCACGAGUGUUGGUUGCUCUGCCCAGAGGGAACAACGCCACGUACUCCCUCAAACCUAGUAAAUGAAUGUUACUUGAACAAGAUUGUAAUCCUCACCAGGCAUAUGAAAAAUCAAACCUCUGUUGGUUUUCACAUAGAUUGAUAUCCCAGCAGGCUUGUGUGAGGGGAGAGAGAAAAGAACUGAUUUUAUUUUCCUAUUCAUAAACGUAAGCUGAUAGCAGUAGGCUACUAAUCCAUUUGUUUUUAUUCCAAAAAAAUUCUGAAACUGAGAUCGAUGUACCUCUAUCCAGAGAUCUAAACCCCUAUCCUGUACUUAAUGUUAAAAAAGGUUCUUAGUGCUUUAAUAUAUCCUCACUUGAGAUUUUACUGAUGAGGAAAAAGAUAGAUUGAUGUGAUUUGAAACUUCAGUUGCUCAUGGAUUAAAGGGCUGACGUGAACAGGGUGCAAAUAUGCACAAAGUGCAGAAACAGAUAUCGAUAAACCCAGGUUGUUUUCUUUGGCUUAGAACUAUAUAUGGAUCUGGUAGAGUUAAAUGUAAACUUGUGUUCAGUUGAACAGGAGUCUUUGUUUCAGUUGCUAUCAGAUGAUGGUGAAUUUUGAUUUAUUCUGUACAGCACAAUGUGCUGGAACACAUUAUGAUCAGCUGAUGAUCUCACUUUAUGAAAUCAACAUGGUUUUAUAUUGCUUCACAAUGACAUGUGCAACUUACUAUUAAAAUAUAGACAACCUA
Molecule: messenger RNA, 4686 nt
Organism: Stegostoma tigrinum
Lineage: Eukaryota; Metazoa; Chordata; Chondrichthyes; Orectolobiformes; Stegostomatidae
Gene: polr3e
Product: polymerase (RNA) III (DNA directed) polypeptide E
Exons: 23
Coding region: 408-2522 (704 amino acids)
Biological process (GO): DNA-templated transcription
Cellular component (GO): RNA polymerase III complex; nucleus
Source: RefSeq, a predicted model, not a curated record